Nematolebias whitei (Rio pearlfish) is the source of this 829-nucleotide messenger RNA. RefSeq names its product dual specificity phosphatase DUPD1. Gene Ontology annotation, biological process: negative regulation of MAPK cascade; protein dephosphorylation. NCBI's taxonomy places the organism in Eukaryota, Metazoa, Chordata, Actinopteri, Cyprinodontiformes, Rivulidae. Gene Ontology annotation, cellular component: cytoplasm. The record is from RefSeq and is a predicted model, not a curated record. Gene Ontology annotation, molecular function: MAP kinase phosphatase activity; protein tyrosine/serine/threonine phosphatase activity.
GGACACUGCAAGGGACAGGUUUACCCUGCAGAGAAUGGGGGUCACGCACAUACUGAACGCAGCAGAGGGGACGUGGAACAAUGUGGACACUGGACCUGGUUACUACAGAGACAUGGACAUUGUUUAUUACGGUGUGGUCGCAGAAGAUGUCCCUACAUUUAACCUAAGCCAGUAUUUCUUCUCUGCUGCCACAUUCAUUCGGGACACACUGAGCAAACCUGACAAUAAACUGCUGGUGCACUGUGUGAUGGGAAGAAGCAGGUCAGCCACGCUCUUCCUUGCCUACCUAAUGAUCUACGAGAACAUGACGUUGGUGGACGCCAUUGAGCACGUGAAGAAACGCAGACGGAUCAUCCCCAACUGGGGCUUCCUGAAGCAGCUGAGGGAGCUGGAUCAGCAGCUCCUGGUGGAAAAGAAAAGCUCUUCAUCGGAGAGCUGACAGCACUUUGUUGUAAAUCGGACUACUCCGUGUCAAGUCUAACUUCACAUCAUUUAAUGAUUUCUGCUUUGAGAAGUCUUUGGAGAGAAAAACUCAAGAGAUAUGACACAUCCAGUUAAAUCUCAAACCUACAAGUGGAAAUCUAAUCUAAGCAUAAUAAUCUUAUUUAGACUGAGUUUGACUAAAUGAGUUUCCCAGGACCUGAAUAUGGACAUAAAUAUAUUUGAAUAGGUUAACUCCUGAAUCCUUUUAAAGUACUGUAAAAAUUGACUGUGCGUGGUCUGCAAAGCUUGUCUAUUAUCUAUUGUCUUGUUUAUUAUCACCCACUGUGAAAGCAAUAAGUAAUGUUUUUACCCAUGACACAGUAUUAGCAAAAUAUCUCAUGAACCA